Balaenoptera musculus (blue whale) is the source of this 3612-nucleotide messenger RNA. RefSeq names its product golgi associated, gamma adaptin ear containing, ARF binding protein 2 (gene GGA2). Gene Ontology annotation, biological process: vesicle-mediated transport; intracellular protein transport. Lineage: Eukaryota; Metazoa; Chordata; Mammalia; Artiodactyla; Balaenopteridae. Gene Ontology annotation, cellular component: trans-Golgi network. The transcript is spliced from 17 exons. Bases 49 to 1899 code for a protein of 616 amino acids. The record is from RefSeq and is a predicted model, not a curated record. Gene Ontology annotation, molecular function: ubiquitin binding; small GTPase binding; phosphatidylinositol binding.
CGGCUGAAGGGCAGGGGGUGCCGCGGCCUCGGCUGCGGGGCUGGGCCUAUGGCGGCGACGGCGACGGCGGUGGCGGCGGGGGCCGGGGCCGCGGCUGGGACCGAGUCGGCCGAGGGGCCCCCGGGGCCGGCGCUGGAGCUGUGGCUCAAUAAAGCCACAGACCCAAGCAUGUCAGAACAGGAUUGGUCAGCUAUCCAGAAUUUCUGUGACCAAGUGAACACUGAUCCCAAUGGCUCAACCCAUGCACCUUGGCUACUGGCCCACAAGAUCCAGUCUCCACAAGAGAAAGAAGCUCUUUAUGCCUUAACGGUUCUGGAGGUGUGUGUGAACCACUGUGGGGAGAAGUUCCACAAUGAGGUGGCCAAGUUCCGCUUCCUGAACGAGCUCAUCAAAGUGUUGUCCCCAAAGUACCUAGGCUCCUGGACCACAGAAAAAGUUAAAGGAAGAGUCAUUGAAAUACUCUUCAGUUGGACAGUCUGGUUUCCAGAAGACAUCAAGAUCCGAGAUGCUUACCAGAUGCUGAAGAAGCAAGGAAUCAUAAAGCAAGACCCUAAACUACCAGUGGAUAAAAUCUUGCCCCCACCUUCUCCCUGGCCCAAGAGCUCCAUCUUUGAUGCCGAUGAAGAAAAGUCAAAGCUUCUGACAAGGCUUCUGAAGAGCAGCCAUCCUGAGGAUCUUCAGGCUGCAAACCGGCUGAUCAAGAAUUUGGUCAAGGAGGAACAAGAAAAAUCAGAAAAGGUGUCCAAGAGAGUCAGCGCUGUGGAGGAGGUACGGAGCCACGUGAAGGUGCUGCAGGAGAUGCUGAGCAUGUACCGCAGGCCAGGGCAGGCCCCGCCAGACCAGGCAGCCUUGCAGGUCGUGUAUGAGAGGUGUGAGAAGCUGCGGCCCACCCUGUUCCGGCUGGCAAGCGAUACCACCGAUGACGACGAUGCGCUCGCGGAGGUUCUCCAGGCAAAUGACCUCCUCACCCAGGGAGUUCUGCUGUACAAACAGGUGAUGGAGGGCCGUGUCACCUUUGGCAGCACAGUGGUCAGCUCUUUGGGAGACAUACCUGUCUCCAGAGUGUUUCAGAAUCCAGCAGGCUGCAUGAAGAACUGCCCCCUGAUUGACUUGGAGGUGGACAGUGGGUCCGAGCAGGCUGGGACUGCGGCGCCAUCUUUACUGCAUCAGGACCUGGCAGCCUUAGGGAUCAAUGAUGGCCCAGUUACCAAAAAGGUUGCGAGUCAGAAUUGCGGUCAGGAAAAGAGGAACCCUACCACCAGCACGCUGCCGGGUGGUGGUGUUCAGAGCCCUUCUGCAGAAAGGAACUUGCUGGAUCUCCUCUCCCCACAGCCGUCUCCGGGACCUCUGAAUUAUAUUCCGCAGAAAAGUAUCCCCAAGGAAGUGCCACCAGGUACUAAGUCCUCUCCAGGUUGGUCCUGGGAGGCUGGCCCAUUGGCUUCUUCUCCAUCUUCCCAGAAUACACCUCUGGCUCAAGUGUUUGUCCCUUUGGAGUCUGUUAAGCCCAGCAACCUGCCUCCUCUUAUCGUGUAUGACCGGAAUGGAUUCAGAAUUCUACUCCACUUUUCCCAGACUGGGGCCCCUGGCCACCCAGAGGUGCAGGUGCUACUGUUGACCAUGAUGAGCACGGCCACCCAGCCUGUCUGGGACAUCAUGUUUCAAGUAGCUGUGCCAAAGUCAAUGAGAGUGAAACUACAGCCAGCGUCCAGCUCCAAGCUUCCUGCUUUCAGUCCUUUGAUGCCUCCAGCAGUGAUCUCUCAGAUGCUGCUGCUUGACAAUCCACACAAAGAGCCCAUCCGGUUACGGUAUAAGCUGACAUUCAACCAGGGUGGACAGCCUUUCAGCGAAGUAGGAGAAGUGAAAGACUUUCCAGACCUGGCAGUCUUGGGUGCAGCCUAACUCCUCACUGGACAGACCCUGCCAUUCAAGCUUAGGCCAGUGUUACUUUUGCUGUCUAGAUAGGACUAAUCACGGUGAUUUAGUGCAGAGUGCCAAGAGUUCUAUCCUGACAUCAGGCUCUGGAUGCCAACCUCUGACUUAUUCUGCAGAUAUUGUGUGUGUGUGUGUGUGGCCCGGGGGCUGAGGGGCAGGGAUGUGGGCAGUGUGGGAAAUGCUAAAGCAUUUCUGAUAACCAUCUGCUACGAUCAUGUCUGGUUUUGCAUGUUGGUGGACACUGAUGUCCCUGCCUCGAGUUGGAGGUUUUAUAAGCCAAAGUUGUUGUUGUUGUUUUCCAUGUAUUAUUAUCUUUUCAUUCAUCCACUCUGUGCCUUGUCAGCCUUUGAAAGACUUGGUUGCUCCCAGGCUGCUGUUCUCAGGGACCUUAAAAGGAACCUGGUUGGUCUUGGGGCAGAGUGUCUUCUGGGACACUCUCUUCCAAGAAAGACCUUGUCUCCAUUUCCAUUAGUGAAUGCUGCUUGCAUGUGUUCAGGAAGAUCUUCUAAAUGGACUGCUUGUUGCACUGUGUUCUAGGCGAGGGGCUGCCACUAGACCAGAGGACCGCGCUUGGUGGGCCAAUCAUGUCCUUCACCACUGUGCCUUAGAAUUGCCCAUAGAUGGACCCUUCAGGGCAGAGGGGAAAGCAGAUCCCAGGCCUUAUUCAGGCCUCAGGUUCCAUGGGUUGGGCAGCCUGUCUGGACCCUUCCUCAGGACCCUCAUCUCCAUCCUCAUCCUCUUUCACCACAAGCAUUUACCCAGAGCUCUUUGAUUGUGACGCCAUGCCAGUCAUUGUAAAUCAUAACUAACAGGUUCGCCCUGGCCUGUUGACUUCACAAUCCAGGAUGAAGAACUGUGAUGCAAAUGAGAUAUGAAGUGAGUUUAGCAAUGAAAAGUGAUGACUAAAUAUAGAAAGUCAUUGAAUAAAUACCCGUGUAGCGAAUAUACUUUGUGGAGUCUUGAGUAAGUAGGAGAUGCAAAGCCUGUUGCGUUUAGAGAUAAUAGGCUUGAAGGGAUCAUUCAUCUGUUGAAGUAAGGAAGACUUCCUGAGGGAUGUGGAACCUUAAGAACUGCUUCAGUGAAGAGAAGCCCUGAGGAUCUGAAUGAAGCUGGAAGAGAGGUGGAUUCUUGUUACAGUCAUGGUAUAAAGGAAAAAUUCAGGCUUGCAGUCAGUUAAUACUUAGCACCUGCAAUGUGCUAGGCAUUUGUGCAUGUUUUACAAGUCUUGCUUGGCCUGAUGGGUGGGUGAAGAGAGCUGAGCCUGGCUGAGAUGGCCUGAUGAAGGAUGCCAGAUCCAAGCAGCUCACCUGUCUGGGUAGGAGUCUGCCUCAGAAACUGCAAGGCUCUGUUUGGGGCUCUUUAUCACAAAAUCUGGUACUUUACAGUCUGAUCUUUUACCUUCUACAUAUAGUUGGAAAUCUGCCAGCACUAUGGUGGGGAUGGGAGCUGUAAAAAAUCAAGGUAUGUUACUUUUAAAGCAAAUGUGAAAACUCAUAAAACAGAUAAAUGAUGGGGUGACUUCUUCAUUUGGCAUAACUCAUAAGGUUCAUUUUAAUCUAAAAUUUUGUGUUCAAAUAUUCUAUAUAGCUUUUAUAGGCUCUAGCUAUUUCAUAAAGUCUCCUAGAGGUGCCCAUCAUAAAGACGAUGCCUACCUAGAACUUCCAUCAAAAAUGGGUGAAU